CUUUUCCAAAGAGCCAUGGACCAGAUUCUCAGUGGGAUACCAGGGGUCCAGUGCUAUCUCGAUGAUCUGCUCAUCACGGGACCGGAUGAGCAGUCACACUUGAGGAAUCUGGACAUCACACUGCAAAGAUUGGAGGAAUAUGGCCUGAGAGUUCGGAAGGAUAAGUGUGAGUUUUUCCGGCCUUCUUUUGAAUACCUGGGGCAUGUAAUCGACAGCACAGGACUCCACAAGGCACCAUCAAAGGUGAAGGCUGUUGUAGAGGCUCCAUCUCCGAAGAAUGUAAGUCAGCUGAGGUCGUUCCUGGGCCUCCUAACAUACUAUGCAAAGUUUGUGCCUAACCUUGCAAAUGCAUUGAAACCUCUGCAUGAACUUCUGAACAAAACUAAGAAAUGGAAGUGGACGUAUAAAUGUGAGACAGCUUUCAAGGAAGUGAAGACAGCGCUGUCACAAUCUGAGGUCCUCACUCAUUUUGACCCCACAUUGCCAAUUCAGCUGGCAUGUGACGCCUCACCUUAUGGUGUGGGGGCAGUAGUGUCACACAUAAUGCCAUCGGGCGAUGAAAGGCCCAUCGCUUUUGCAUCAAGGACAUUGAGUAAAGCAGAAAGCAAUUACGCCCAAAUCGAGCGUGAGGCACUAUGUAUAGUGUUUGGGGUGAAAAUAUUUCACCAGUACCUUUAUGGCAGAAAAUUCACGUUAUUGACUGACCAUCGGCCUCUCACCUCCAUUUUUGGUUCCCAUACUGGCAUUCCAUCGCUUGCUGCCAGCCGUAUGCAGCGAUGGGCUCUUUUACUGUCUGCCCACCAGUACGACAUUAAAUAUAGGAAGGCAGAUCAGCACGGAAAUGCUGAUGGGCUGUCAAGACUUCCACUGCCGGUCACACACAUUGAGCCGAAACAGGCUGAGAUAUUCUACUUCAAGGAAGCGGCUGCUACCCCAGUGACCUCAGCUCAUGUGAAGAGACACACUCGCAAUGACCCAAUCCUGUCUGAAGUUAUGGACAUCAUUGCUUGCGGCAGAAAAGGAGAUAUGACCCAAAGCUUAAAGCCAUAUCUGAUGAGGAGAAAUGAGCUUUCAGUACAGUCUGGAUGCUUAUUGUGGGGCUAUCGUGUCAUUAUUCCUCCACCAUUAAGAGAAAAAGUGCUUGAUGAGCUUCACUCUGGGCACUGUGGUGUAGUGCGAAUGAAAGAAAUGGCACGCAGCUAUUUCUGGUGGCCAAGCCUGGAUGCAGCUAUAGAAGAAAAAGCCAAGUCAUGCUCUGCCUGCCAGAAACUGAGAAACCUCCCACAGCUGGCUCCCUUGCAUCCGUGGGACUGGCCUGAGGAACCAUGGCAAAGAGUCCAUGUUGAUUUUGCUGGACCACUGGAGAACCACAUGUUCUUAGUUGUAAUUGACGCUCAUAGCAAAUGGCCUGAGGUCGCUGUCAUGAAGAGCACCUCGUCAGAGAGAACCAUUGAAGAGUUGAGAUCCAUUUUCAGUCGUAAUGGUCUGCCACAGCAGUUGGUUAGCGACAAUGGUCCACAACUGGUGUCAGAAGAAUUUAAGGCAUUCAUGGAGGAGAAUGGUAUUCAGCACAUCAAGUCUGCGCCCUAUCAUGCGGCUACAAAUGGGCUUGCGGAAAGAUUUGUACAGGCUCUGAAGAAAGCUCUCAAGUCCUCCCCAAGCACACAAACCCUUAACAGGCGCCUCAAUGCUUUCUUGUUGGCGUAUCGAAACACCCCUCAUGCUACCACUAAGGUGUCCCCUGCGUCAGCGAUGUUCAAGAGACAACUCCGCACUCGACUAGAUCUCCUGAAACCUCUAAAGACAAGAGAGGUUGUGCAUCAGCAACAGAAGGCUCAGGUGGAAAGACGGGCAAAUGCAAAAUUGCGGAGUUUCAUGGUAGGAGACCGGGUUCUUGCUAGGAACUACACCAACGACAUAAAGAGGAAACCAGUGACCAUCGCAUCUGGAGAAGACACCUCGACCAACUGCUGCACACUUAGGGAUCUCAUGAUGACUCACGCCAGCCGACAUCUUUUGUUCCGGAGCUGUGUCCUUCCCUGGAGCAGCCUCAAACCCCAGACACGGCUGCUGUUCGAAGUGCACCUGGAUCUGCUCCUGGCACACCGGAACCUGCACGAGUACCUGCCUCAGGUUUCACUUCACCCAGACCAGAACCCACACCAUCUACAGUGA
Entelurus aequoreus (snake pipefish) is the source of this 2175-nucleotide messenger RNA. RefSeq lists its product as uncharacterized. NCBI's taxonomy places the organism in Eukaryota, Metazoa, Chordata, Actinopteri, Syngnathiformes, Syngnathidae. Gene Ontology annotation, biological process: DNA integration. Bases 16 to 2175 code for a protein of 719 amino acids. The record is from RefSeq and is a predicted model, not a curated record. Gene Ontology annotation, molecular function: nucleic acid binding. The transcript has 2 exons.